AAGCUCUCAUUCCCUGAAAGACAAAAACGUUAGCUUGGUAGCUGUUAGCGUCGACUGGCUUGCGUAAACGUUUAUAUUCUUAUCAUUUGAAUAUUAAAGCCAUUCCAGACCGCAGUAAUGCCGGGACCAGCUAACAUCGUCGCCAUGAAGAAAGUUGUUCGACAGUUGCGCAUGGAAGCGAGUAUCAACAGAGUUAAGGUCUCCCAGGCCGCAGCGGAUCUCCAGCAGUUUUGCCUCCAGAACGCCCAGCAGGACCCCCUGCUCACCGGCAUGUCUUCCAGCAACAACCCGUUCAGACCGCAGAAAGUCUGCUCCUUCCUAUAGUACCGACAGGCCGAACGACCGCUGUUUUGGAUGAUGUCUUGUAAAGCUCAGCUGGAGGGUCCUGCAAAGUAGACGGGAAUCGUCUCAGGAGUCUUUGGGAAAUUCGGGCCAGGAAUCUAACUUGAGCCUUUUUUAACUUUAACCUUCCUAAAAAAAAAAAUUUGUGUCUUUUUUUUGGGUGCAUAAGAAAUGCAUCAGCCUUCCUAUGUAGAACUAACACACAUGUGCCUUCUUAAAUGUAAAUGUUUCAUCCCUUAAUAAAAUGCAACUGUUUCCACAUUUUA
Messenger RNA from Girardinichthys multiradiatus, 608 nucleotides. Its product is annotated as guanine nucleotide-binding protein G(I)/G(S)/G(O) subunit gamma-5-like. Gene Ontology annotation, molecular function: G-protein beta-subunit binding. The transcript has 3 exons. Gene Ontology annotation, biological process: G protein-coupled receptor signaling pathway. Lineage: Eukaryota; Metazoa; Chordata; Actinopteri; Cyprinodontiformes; Goodeidae. Gene Ontology annotation, cellular component: heterotrimeric G-protein complex. Bases 118 to 324 code for a protein of 68 amino acids. The record is from RefSeq and is a predicted model, not a curated record.